Messenger RNA from Chrysemys picta bellii (western painted turtle), 2193 nucleotides. The record is from RefSeq and is a predicted model, not a curated record. Lineage: Eukaryota; Metazoa; Chordata; Testudines; Emydidae.
AUGGGGCAGGAGACCCCGAGCACGGAGGAGAUGGAGCAGUUUGCCAAGGAGCUGAAGCACAAGCGGAUCACGCUGGGGUUCACGCAGGCUGACGUGGGGCUGGCCCUGGGCGUGCUGUACGGGAAGAUGUUCAGCCAGACGACCAUCUGCCGCUUCGAGGCCCUGCAGCUCAGCUUCAAGAACAUGUGCAAGCUGAAGCCGCUGCUUCAGCGCUGGCUGGACGAGGCCGACGGCAACGCCAACCUGCAGGAGAUGUGCAGCAUGGAGAGCGCCCUGCUCCAGGCCCGCAAGCGGAAGCGAACCAGCAUCGAGACAGCGGCGCGGGGCUCCCUUGAGAGCUACUUCCUGCGCUGCCCCAAGCCCAGCCUACAGGAGAUCGCCCACAUCGCCCACGACCUGCACCUCGACAAGGACGUGGUCCGUGUCUGGUUCUGCAACCGCCGGCAGAAGGGGAAGCGCAGCGGGGGCUGCUCCGUCCGUGACGACUGCGAGGGGGGGGCCCUGCCCUUCGCUCCCCCCGCCCAGCUGCCAGGGCCUCCCAUGGGGCACCAUCCCCCGCCCCCCCAGGGUUACAACGCCGCCGCCUUCGCCACCCUCUACGUGCCCCAGUUCCACCACGGGGGGGAGCCCUUUGACCCCACUCCCCCAGGACCCCCCCUCAUGGGCCACCCCAUGCACUCCACCUGAACGCCUGGGGGUGUGGGUGGGGCAGGCGGACCUGGCAGGGGGCAGACACUGACAGGCUUGUGGCAGGACAGGGAAUUUUAACUGGAAACACCCCCCCUUAACUUUAUGGCAAAGGAUUGUGGGUAAAUUUCCCAGGAGGGGGGUGAUUUGCACACCUCUCCCCCCAUUUUUAAUUUUAAGGCAAGGCAUUGUGGGUACCUUUUUAUUUACAGGCAAAUCUCCCCCCAAGUCUGAAAGGCCUCAAUGCACGAAACAACCCAAUGCAAGGGGAAGGAAUGGUUCUAGAUCAGCCUUGUCUAGCCCAAGCAAGGAUUCUCGAGCCAGCACCCCAUCUUGGCUCCAGAGGCUCUGGACCGCAAACACUCCCAACCAGGCUGGCUCUAGAAGUGGGAUGUUCUCAAUGUGUUCUAGAACCCACCAUGUCCCAGCCAUCUGAGGUCUAGAACAGCUACAGUCUCUCAGUGGACAAUCUGGAGCUGCUGGUGUUCUAGGUAUCUCAACAUGUGAUGCCAGAAAGUCCUGUAAUAUCUUUAUAGGUCUAGAAUAGCUAAGAAAGUUCUGGUGGCUCGAUUCCUGUCAGCUCCUUUCAGGUAUCUUGGGCUGCAGGUCAGGGAUCUAGAACCUUGUGGAAUCCAAAACAUUGGCCCUUCAAGGUGGGAGGGUUCUAGAACAACCACGAAUGCUUUAGAAUCAGGCCACCCCUGUUGAGAGCCUCUGCGUGUUGAUCUAGAACCUCCAGUGUAGCCCUUCAGUCUGUAGGCGCUCUAGAAUAUCCUGGUGAAACUAGGACUCCAUCACGGUGAUCUUCUGUCAACCUAUGUGUACGUGAUCUAGACCAGGGCUUCUCAAACUUCAUUGCACUGUGACCCCCUUCUGACAAUAAAAAUUACUACACGACCCUAAGAGGGGGGAACUGAAGCCUGAGUCCACCUGAUUCCCACUGUCCCGGGUGGAGGAGCUAAAGCCUGAGCCCAACCCACAGUUUGAGAACCGCUGAUCUAGACUAACCCCUCUGGCUCUAGAGCCCAGUCACCCACUUUGGAGGCCUUCACCCAUGGAGGGUCUAGAGCAGGGGUGUCCAAACCUUAUGUCCCCUUCAGGAACCUCAGGUUGCAGGGGGGAUGGUCCAGAGCCACAGCAGCUCUUUGACUCUAGAACAAGUACAGUAAGUCUAGAACCUUGCUCCCUUUGCCAAAGCCAACAUGAUACUGAACCAGGGUGAUUCCAGAACCAACACGUGUCAAGUCUAGACCCACAGUGACUCCAGAACCAGGACAGGAGUUUAGAACCACCAUGACUCCAAAACCACACAACCCCCUCCAGCAUCCGGAGUGCUGCUCCGCAACAACCCCCAGGGUCCCCACAGCCCCCCAUCUCCCAUCCCAGGAACCUCGGGGGGUGGAUUCUAGAUCAGCCAUGUUCCUCUAGACUUUGUAGCUCUUUUUUAGGGAAUGGUGUAAAUAGUGUAAGACUCUUUUUCUCCAGCAGGAGGCGAGUGGGUCCUCA